UACUUCUGCUCUGUAUGCACACCGCAUAACCACCGGCAUAGCUUGAUCGAGAAACAACAAAAACUACAUUACAUCCCCAACGAACAUGCCCAGACGACCACGUCGGCCGCCUCGGGCAGGUGCUCUCGGCGAUCUGCCUCCUCUCAAAAUCCUAUCGCAGAUCGUGAUGCUCCAAGCGGCAUAUUAUGCCAGCGCCGCCGUCAUGAUAAUCUUCACCGCCCUGGUGGCGGGCAAGCGAGUACACCUGGACCUGAUACUGAGCUGGCAGACUAUUCGGGGCGAUACAACUGUUGGAUGGACAUUGGGGCUUGUAUGGAUGCUUAACAGUCUCGUAUCGGUCAUAUAUGUUCUUCUCCUAAUCGCACGAUCGAAACUCGUUCUCGACUUCGUCCUCACACUACACUUUAUCAACCUCCUCGUCACGUCAUUCUACACGCACGCCGUUCCGCGAAACUGGCUAUGGUGGGCCCUUCAAGUUUCCAGCGCAGGCCUAAUGACUUGUCUCGGCAUCUGGAGCUGCCAGUGGCGCGAGCUGCAGCCUAUAAAUCUCGGAAAAGGCGGAGCCGGUUCGGGAUCAUCAACGAAUGCGAAUUCAGCAACAGCUACAACAAUACCGGAUCCAGCGCUGGGUAGCUCCAAAAAGACGGACGAAGGUGUCGGAGUCGAAUAUGGUCGGGGCAAAGGCCGAGGUGGUCGAGAUGGAGGCGGCAAUUAUGAAAUGGUCGGCAUGAGCGAGAGAGGAGACAAUAUUGUCUAAUGACGACCCCUUUUUUAUAUUUUCUUGUUUCGUUCGUUUAUUUCCCCCAUUUUCCCAUUUUACCCUUUUACCCUUUUUUAUAUUUUCUUUUUCUUUUUUUUUUCGUUUCUAAGACUCCAAGACUUUUUACUUCCACGGCAUGAAUUUUGCAGCUCUUACUUUUGGGCGGCGGUGGUGGUGUUUGGAGCAGGCGAGAUUAUAUAUAUCCUUGCAAAGCGAGGCCUGUUCGGUCUGAAAUUUGGAAGUCUGCCCCUUGCCUCCCAGGUCUUUGAUUUUAUUUUCUGGGCCCCCUUGUGUUGGCGCAUUGGGUAUGGUAUCACGGUAUAUCAAUCAUUUUAUAGUGGAAAAAGA
This is a messenger RNA of Xylona heveae TC161, 1108 nucleotides long. RefSeq lists its product as hypothetical. Gene Ontology annotation, cellular component: Golgi membrane; trans-Golgi network. NCBI's taxonomy places the organism in Eukaryota, Fungi, Ascomycota, Xylonomycetes, Xylonales, Xylonaceae. Gene Ontology annotation, biological process: protein localization to Golgi apparatus; Golgi to endosome transport; Golgi to plasma membrane protein transport. The coding region runs from base 86 to 757 and encodes 223 amino acids. The record is from RefSeq and is a predicted model, not a curated record. The transcript is spliced from 2 exons.